UCAUUUUGUGUAGUAAUCGUGUAGAAACUCUUACUCAAGAAAUAAGAGCAUUUGGCCUUUAACUAAACAGAAAUAUAUUGCAUUUGCGAGGCAAAAAAGGAACAAAAUAAAUAAAUAAAUAUAAAUAAAAAGGAAAAAAAUAAAUAAAUAAAUAAAUGAAACACAAAAUAGAGGAGCAAUUCCUUCGCUUAGCACAGGAACACCUUCUCUUUUCGGUUAACGUAAAUGCGGAGAUUUUUGGCUUUAAUACUGCCUAUGCAGCAUCGUGGCAAUAGUUACAUCGAUACAAACAUCGACACAAUACAUAGAAUUUUUGUGCCAGUUCAAAUUUGGUAAUCUAUGGGAAAGUGUAUAUCGAAAAAUCCAACCAGUCUAACGAUAGCUACAAUAUCUGAAAAGAAUUUGGCAGCAGCCAGCCAUAUAUUGGGUAAAUAUUCCGAGAGCUCAGAGUAUGUCGCACUUAAAGAUGGCCAAGGGAAUCAAUUGUACGAAUACAUUGCUGUCAACGAUAGAACGAAUGGCAAUGUUGUUGUCAUCACGGCCGACUGCCAAGAUAGCGAACAAAAUGAAAAACAAAAGCAAAAACAAGAGGGACAGAAACGGCAACACGAAUCCUACGUAGCAAAUAAUAACCAGGAAAUAAUCGUUGAAAAUAUUUGCACAGAUUCAACGGACCGUUACACUUGUGUUGCCAUACAGCAAAAGAUUGAAUGCGAUGACAAGGCUAAUAUUACAACUUAUAAUGAUGAGUAUGAUGACGUCGUUGAGUCUCUAUUAGAUGUUGGCAAACAUAUAGCUACUAUGAGUUUCUCGUCUUCAUCUUCGUCUUCGUCGUCGUCGUCGUCGUCGUCUUCUUAUGUCGCUGCGACUGCUAAUCUUACUGUUACUCCUGCAGUCGCUAUUUGUAGCAAUAUUAGUCCGAGUAAGCUUUACGAUUAUGAUGUCCACCUUGCCAAUAGCAAUAACAAUAAUCAUAAUUACUAUACUGACAUACAACAUUCUAUGGUUCAGUUACGUUUAUAUCGCCAAAAACAAUGGCAAGAACAACAGCAACAAAUACAAAUGCAGCGAAUAACAUCCGACCAGGAUAAAAUAGAUGCUUACGACAGUUAUAAUAUCAAGAAUUUUCUCAAGCAACAAAACGUUAAAAAAAUUCUUAAACUCUCAGCGACGGCGACAUCAGCUUCAAGUAAAUUAAAAUCUUCAAAUAAUUUAAAACAUGAUUCACCAUCAAAGGCUUCUUCCGAAUGUGAAUGUAGUUUAAAGGGUCAGAUUGAAAGCAAGAAGAGAUCAAAAAAGCAUCAGGGCAAUGAAAUACAAACAAAAGGCACUGCAAUGUCAUUCGGCUUUCGUAAAAAUCUGAAUACAACGCCAAAGAAAUUGAAGAAAUUAAUAAAGGGCGAGACAAAGAGUUCUAAAAAACAGGAUAAAUGUAAUAACUUUUGCGAAGACGAGAGUGCCACAGAUGGCACGGGUAAUGGCGAACGUCUCACAACAGCCAUGGGAAAAACGGAAACUAUAGUAAACAAUCCAGCAGCGAGCAGAGAUGAUAAUGGAAAUGCAGAUUUACUUAAUAAUAUACACUUUGAAAAAAUGGGUGCCGCCGCCCAUCAUACAGCACAUCAUACAGCAAAUACGACGACACAAGGCUUAUUCGCGGAACAAUUUGCAGGAAGUGUUGGAGAAGGUGGCCAAGCAACUUUGCCAGGGGCUGGCAGCCGUUUCGGUUAUCGCGGCCCCAUACGUCCCUCCUCAACCGAUAUAACAGCGCUUUGGCAAAAGGAUAGCCAUGAUAAUAUUCAAAAUAACAACUGCACCAAUGCUGGCGGUAGUAAUACGAGAGGUGUGCUCAUAAGCAAUUUGAAACGUCGUUCCAAAAGUGCACAUGCCGGUCGCAUAAUAUCUUCUUCGAAUGAGAGUGAUGGCGAAACAAGGGAGGGCGUCGGCGCUCGGAAAUCUAAUCAACCAAAAACGAUAACAUUCAACUUGAAACAGAAUAGUACCAUUGAAUACGAUCGAAGGCAAUUCUUUGAUCAACCCAUGGUAGCAGGAAUAUCAUCGGGAUAUUUGAAUGGACGGACCGCAAAUUUUAUUAAUACUGGUUUGCAGAAUAACGUUAUUAUAUGUCCCACGCCACGUCUGCCAGCCGCGACGUAUUCCAAAUUUACACUUCAAACAGUUAGUCUACCUAAGCCAGAGUUUGCCGUUCCGAUAAGCAUUAAUGCUACAACGCCUACAACGCCAGCUGGCUCAUAUGCGUCUUCGCCAGUUACCAAUACGGGGGCCCGUGCAAAGGAUUUUAUUACAGUUCGCGGAGCAACUACGACGAAUCAAUAUUCAGUGACGGCAACGCAAAGUCAGUGCAUCGACCCGAAAACUGCUAAACAUAUGGCUAACAGUUCUACGAGACGUAUUUUUUGUGGCAGCCGUGAAAUAUCCGCUGAUUCCGGUAUAGCUAGCUUAGAUAUGGCAUUGGAUAGUUCAACAUCCAGUGGGGUUCGUUCGAGUUCACGUCACGCCUCUCCUAAACGCAGUCGAAGUCGUCCACGUAACCUGCAAAUGGUUAUGAAUGGUCGGGGUAAAUUUGAGGUGCGCGAUUUAGAUGAUUCGCUUUCGAGUGAGUCCAGCUCGAUUGUUGAGCCACUGGCUUUACCUAAGCUACCAGCAGAAAAUCAAACAGUUCCACUACCUCUAAGUGGCUUGGUACGCUCAAACACGGUCUUGAGUCGUGAAUCAUACGAAUUGAAAAGCACACAAAAUGUUCAUGACGACAGAGAUAAAACUAAAAGCAACUCUCGCGACCGUAGCAAUUCAUCUACGCAUGCUCCAUCCGAAGAAGAUAGUGAGUCGAUCGAUGAAGAAAAAUUACAUUUGGAUAGAUCCGCUACGGAAAAAGGGAUCAAAGAGCGACAAUUCAAAGACAUUAACACAUGUUCAAGUAAAACUUCUUCACCUGGAAGUUCCAUUAUAUCGUCAUGGUGUAAUGGCGGUGAAUCGUUAGCUGCAAAGGACUUCAGUAAUUUAAGCCUAAGCAGCAGUGAAGAUAGCAAUAAGAAAGACAAUAAAUUACAAGAGGAGGAAAAAGAAAAAGAAGCCAAAAUACAACUGGAAUUGAAUGACGAUGACCUGAGCAUAUUAAAUACUGAUAUGCAAAUAAGCACAAUUUCAUCUCUAACUGAAACUAUUGCUCUUAAUGCCAGUAAUGAUACUGAUAACGUGCAGGGUGUACAGAAAGAAGUUCCUUUAGAAAAAAGUGAGCGGCCAAAAUGUUUCUAUAAUGCUAUUGAUGAGAAUAAAUUUGCUGUGAUGGCAUUAGAGGGUAGUACGUUUCUGUUGGAUGAUGAGACUUCACCAACGGAUAGUUUAGUUAGUAGCACCGAGUCCGAGGAGGCGCCAUGCAAACAAAAGAAACAUAAAAUAAAUGAAGAGCUUCAAGAGAAGGAUAUAGAUGAAAUAUCGCCAGAGUUAGAUGUGACCAGUCCAAAUUCACCCGGCACUCCAACUCAUGCCUCUCAUUCGUUAUCGUUGUCCGAUUGCGGAAAUCUUAUCGAUGAUGAAAUUGCCGAUCAGCCCGCAUUGCUUUUUAAUCAUGACUCGCAAGAUGGCGGCGGUGGUGGGGGCGAAAGCGUUACAUCGCGCAAAGAUAAAGCCGAUACGCCCACUCUAAUGGAAAGCAUGAGUUCAAUGCGUAACUCUGUGCACAGUCAAACAAAAUCCCGUAGCGCUUUGCAUCAAGCCAUGGAGUUGAGCUUACGAACACCCCUCUCUUUACGCAAAGCGGUAAUGGAACGCGCCGAAUCAUUAGACACUUUGUCCCCCUGUGAAUCGAUCUGUUCUGAUGAUCUCAUGAUGGACUUUGAUAUGAACAGUAGUAUAGAUUCAAUAGAUAGAUCGGCUUCAAUUAAAAGUCGUAGCGGUUCCGAUUUAAAUAAGAUCGACGAUUCUGAAUUGUUUACAGAAUUAGAUCGUAAGGGUAGUGAUGUCAUGAAAGAGUUAAGCUCGAUAUUACGUUCGCACGCAAAGAAGAAUAACGAAAAAGAUAUCAGUGCGCAUCUGCCAGCACGUGCUACCCGUCUUUUAAAUCGCUCACGUAUACAACAACAUUGUACCCUAAAUAACGAAGAUUCCGACAGCACCAACAAAUCUCCGCUUAGUGUGCGCCGCAAUAAAGCCAAUACAGCAUCUUCGCGUACUUCCAAUGCAUCUCCAUCAACAGGCAAUAGUUCUAUAAACUCAUCAUUGAAACGCAAUCAAUACGGUCACCAUCAACAUAACUAUCAACAGCAACAGCAGCAGCAACAGCGUUUACAUCAACGCGAUAUACACAGCUCUUCGGACGAUCUCAUGUUGUAUGACAAAUCAUUCAGGAAUGCCAUGAUCCAAGAUGUACUACACUUUAAAAAGCAACUUUUACGUUUGCGCCGCAUCCUACAGGAGACGGAAACUCUCAAUCCAUUUGAAAAUGAUAAUGGGCAACUAUUCGCGUCCUGUGGCUUGGAUAGCAAACUCUUGGAUGAUAUUGAUUUGGCAAGUCUGACGACAUCGACAACCGAUGACCCUAUGCAGGAGUUAGCUGAUCUACGAAGACAGGGUCAAGUCGAUGAUCGUGAUCGGACAAUACGGUUGCAAAAAAAUCUCAUUGAAAAAUUGGAAGCUGAUAAACCAAAAAUGCAACAAUUACAAGGAGCAGGGACAGCAAAAGAAUGUGUCAACACAGCUACGCAAACGGAAAGGACUCGACCUUUUUCUCUCGGUACUGAUGGUUUAUCAAGACUACAAUUCGGAGAACAAAAGGUAUUAAUCUGUGAUCUUAUCUUGGCUAUAGUGUUAUUGUGUGCCAUUAAUAUUAUAUGCAUUUUGCACCUAAGUUAUACCUGCAUAUACAAUUGCUCCUCCUCAUGUUCAUAACAAUUAUGUGCAGAUUGUUAAAAAUAUUUGAUUCGUUGCAUAGAGAGAUUUACACAUUUUUAUAUGUAUGUAUAGAGUUUCUAAACAAUUAUGCAACGAAUCAAAUAUUUGCAAAAAACAAUUACAAAAAAAAAAAAAAACUUAAUAUAUUUUUGUUAAAUGCAUUAGUAGCAUUUAAGAGAGAGCUUAUUAGUUAA
This is a messenger RNA of Glossina fuscipes, 5105 nucleotides long. RefSeq lists its product as uncharacterized. The coding region runs from base 340 to 4908 and encodes 1522 amino acids. The transcript is spliced from 14 exons. NCBI's taxonomy places the organism in Eukaryota, Metazoa, Arthropoda, Insecta, Diptera, Glossinidae. The record is from RefSeq and is a predicted model, not a curated record.